GGUAACUCAUUAACAAAAAGAGAAGAAGAGAACACAGUGUGAAAGUCAGGUAUUGCAUUUUUACCCGUAUACAUAAAUUUACCUUGUUCUGGGUGAAGACCCUGCACAGCAAUGCGAGUACGCGAGUACGCGCGCACAGCCCCAGCCCUGCUGUGUGCUGCAGUGUAGGUCGGUUCAGGGCUGUGCUCAGGGCUGUGCUCAGGACUGUGUUGUGUGUGACAGGGGUGUGCUGGAUGACCCAGCAUUAUGUCUUCACUGCGUCUCGUCCCAAGUAUGAUCUUCAGUGCGGGAGGAGCGGCCAGAGGCGCGGUAAAGGAGAGGUUCUCCCUGCUGUGUCUCAGGCAGGCAGCGGGGUGGCCCGCCGUUCAGGCGGCUGGGAAAAAAUCCCUGACUGAUUUACCAGUGUUAAACGAGGAGGAGCUGGAAGAGCAGUUUGUCCGGGGCUCAGGACCAGGCGGACAGGCUACAAACAAAACCAGUAACUGUGUGGUACUGAAGCAUAGCCCGACUGGCGUUGUUGUGAAGUGCCACCAAACCAGAUCGGUAGAGCUAAACAGGAGACGAGCACGGGAGAUCAUGCAGGAGAAACUGGACAUCGUGUAUAAAGGGGAGGAGAGCCAGCUGCUACAAAUGAAAGAAGAAUCCAGAAUUAAAAAACAGCAAAAACGAAAGAAAGUAAAUGAAAACUUGGAGAAAAAGAAACUACUAAAAAGCAUCCUCUUAGCUGACGCCAAGUGAGAAGAUAACAACAAUUGAACAGGCCAAAGCAACGUUUGUGGAUGUGCUUCGCACAGGCAGAUGCAACGCGUUUCACUAUUGUUUUACUCUGUAAUUCUACUGACUGUAUUUAUAUUAUGCACUGAUGAUUAAACAAUUACAUAAAAAACAA
Messenger RNA from Astyanax mexicanus (Mexican tetra), 889 nucleotides. RefSeq names its product mitochondrial translation release factor in rescue (gene mtrfr). Bases 247 to 738 code for a protein of 163 amino acids. The record is from RefSeq and is a predicted model, not a curated record. The transcript is spliced from 2 exons. Gene Ontology annotation, cellular component: mitochondrion. NCBI's taxonomy places the organism in Eukaryota, Metazoa, Chordata, Actinopteri, Characiformes, Acestrorhamphidae. Gene Ontology annotation, biological process: translational termination. Gene Ontology annotation, molecular function: translation release factor activity.